ACAAAACAGCAAAAGCAUGCCCCUCGUCUCCGUGGAAGCUCGUACGGGAGUGACCCUCACGAAUCCACGAUCUCACCACCUCUCCCUCUCUCUCAUAUAUUUUUCUUGUUCUUUCUCUCUAGGAAGGUUCAGAAUUUCGGAUCACCACACGACCAUUUCCUUCUCUGCUUGAGCUCCCUCCCUCCCUCUCUCUCUCUCUGUGGUUAUCCUUUAGUGGGUUUUCUUGAUUAUAUUUGCUACAUUACCUUUCUGGGUUAUCCUCUUAGCUUUUUUUUGCUUGCUUUAGUUGCUCUUAUAUUUGGUGAGUCCGGUCCUUGUGCCAUUCGGUUCUUCCUUUUGCCACUGUGUAUGGGCUAGCUGUUGAUUUAUUUCGCCGUUGGGUUGGUUUCAAGUUCCAGAAGCAAUGGGUUUUGACGAGAAAAGCAACGAGGGUGAGGAACACAGCGAAGCUUCAAAAACAGAGACAAGAGCAAAAGCCGCUAGAGAUGAAGAAAAUGCUGGUACUGAACCAGAAGGGCUGGUACGGGGAAUGAGUGAGGUUUCCAUUUGUACGACUGAGGAUGACGAAGAUGAGGAAGGAAGGAAGAUAGAAUUGGGUCCUCAAUACACUCUGAAGGAACAAUUCGAGAAGGAUAAGGAUGAUGAGAGCUUGACGAGAUGGAAGGAACAACUUCUUGGAAGUGUAGACUUCAAUUCUGUUGGAGAAACUCUAGAGCCAGAAGUGAAGAUCCUUAGCCUUGAAAUUAAGUCCCCUGGUAGAUCUGAUAUCAUUCUUCCAAUUCCCGAGAGUGGGAAACCCAAUGGCUUGUGGUUCACUUUGAAAGAAGGAAGCCGUUACAGCCUCAAGUUCACUUUCCAGGUCAACAACAACAUUGUUUCAGGUCUCAGAUACACCAACACUGUGUGGAAAACUGGAAUAAAGGCAGUGGACAGCACAAAAGAGAUGAUCGGAACCUUCAGUCCUCAGGCAGAGCCUUACACACAUGAGAUGCAUGAAGAGACUACACCAUCCGGUCUAUUUGCCAGAGGGUCCUACUCAGCUAGAAGUAAGUUUGUUGAUGAUGACGACAAGUGCUACUUGGAGAUCAAUUACACAUUCGAUAUUCGGAAGGAUUGGCAGUCGGCUUAAGCUGAGAAAUCUUCCUUCAGUGUUGUUUUUUAAGCUGAAAUCUGCUGUCUGUGUUGACAUGUUUCAUUCCCAGUAUCGGAUAUAUUUUCGAAUCUGUAUAAGACCAGCACCUAAACAAUGAAGAGAGGAUUUUGUGGGGAAAAA
Messenger RNA from Carya illinoinensis, 1273 nucleotides. RefSeq names its product rho GDP-dissociation inhibitor 1-like. The record is from RefSeq and is a predicted model, not a curated record. Gene Ontology annotation, cellular component: cytosol; cytoplasm; membrane. Gene Ontology annotation, biological process: Rho protein signal transduction. Gene Ontology annotation, molecular function: protein binding; Rho GDP-dissociation inhibitor activity. Lineage: Eukaryota; Viridiplantae; Streptophyta; Magnoliopsida; Fagales; Juglandaceae. The transcript has 5 exons. The coding region runs from base 404 to 1129 and encodes 241 amino acids.